GGCCUACUUCCUCUUAUGAGUCUUAUCAUUAUCCCCUCUCGCUCUCUCUCUCUCUCAUUCCGCCCUGCUCUCUCAAACCCGUCUCUAAAGCCGCCGCGGUAUGGCGUCCUCAACUGCGCCAAUCACCGCCACAAAACCCCACCAAAACCACCAUCAAUACCCUCACCAGAACCUCCAGAAUCAUUCUCAGAGCCGCCGCCACAGCCACAACAACUGGGCCUCCCACAAGGUCUCUCUAAACAAGUUCUCACCCAGUGCUCGCAAUGCCGCCGCCAAUCCAGGUACUUCUGCCGCCACUCCUCUUUCCAAAAACCCUGUCUUCCCCGCUCUCAUCUCUUCUUUCCCUCCGAAAUCAGAGCUCCGCGUCGGCUUCUGUGGCCGAAGAUCAACUCGCUUCGUCUCCAAAAUGCACUUUGGUCGCCCCAAGACCGCCUUCGCUGGCCGCCACACGUCGGUCGCCGAGGAGGUUCUGCUCCACUUGAUUCACCUGGGUACAGAGGAUUGUAAGAGCUUUGAGAGCGUUUUGCUUGGAUUUGAGUCGCAGCUCUGUGGGACGGAUGAUUACACCUUCUUGCUUAGGGAACUCGGUAAUUUAGGGGAAUGUUCGAAGGCGAUUCGGUGUUUUGAGUUCGCAGUGGAGCGAGAGAGAAGGUCUAAUGAGCAGGGGAAGCUCGCAAGCGCCAUGAUAGGGAUUCUGGGUAGGUUGGGGAAGGUUGAUUUAGCAAGGAAUGUGUUCACGAAGGCGUUUCAAGAGGGCUAUGGGAACACUGUUUAUGCUUUUUCGGCUUUGAUUAGCGCAUACGGGCGAAGUGGGUACUGCGACGAGGCCUUAAAGGUUUUUGAGUCUAUGAAGAAUAAAGGGUUGAAGCCUAAUUUAGUUACUUAUAAUGCUGUGAUUGAUGCCUGUGGGAAAGGGGGCGUGGACUUCAAGCGUGCGGAGGAGGUGUUCAAUGAAAUGUUGAGGAAUAGAGUGCAACCUGAUCGAAUUACCUUCAAUUCACUUCUUGCCGUUUGUAGCCGUGGGGAAUUGUGGGAGGUGGCGAGGAAUUUGUUCAAUGAGAUGGUUUAUAGAGGGAUUGAUCAGGAUAUAUUCACUUACAAUACACUCUUAGAUGCUCUCUGUAAAGGGGGGCAGAUGGAUUUAGCUGUUGAAAUAAUGGCAGAGAUGCCUGGGAAGAAUAUAUUGCCUAAUGUGGUGACUUAUAGUACUGUGAUUGAUGGGUAUGCCAAGGCAGGUAAAUUAGAUGAAGCGCUCAAUUUAUUUAGCGAGAUGAAACUCGUGGGUAUUAGAUUAGAUAGAGUUUCAUACAACACUUUGCUUUCAAUUUAUGCGAAGCUUGGUUGGUUUGAUGAGGCUUUAAGCGUUUGUCAGGAGAUGGAGAGUUCUGGGAUUAGGAAGGACGUUGUUACUUACAAUGCACUUCUGGGUGGAUAUGGAAAACAAGGGAAGUAUGAUCAAAUUAAGCAAAUAUUUGCAGAGAUGAAAGCAAGACGUGUUUGUCCUAACUUACUGACUUACUCAACAUUGAUCGAUGUGUACUCAAAAGGUGGUUUGUACAGAGAGGCAAUGGAGGCGUUUAGAGAGUUUAAGCAGGCAGGAUUGAAGGCUGAUGUUGUUCUUUACAGCACCCUCAUAGAUGCAUUGUGCAAAAAUGGACUGGUGGAAUCUGCUGUAUCCUUGCUUGAUCAGAUGACAAAGGAAGGAAUAAGGCCUAACGUUGUAACUUACAAUUCUAUAAUCGACGCAUUUGGUCGGACGACAACUGCAGAACAUGCAGAUGGUGUUUCUGGUGGAGCUUGUAAGUCACAGAUCACAUAUUUUUCUUCAACUGAACAUGCUGCAGAAAGGGACACAGAAUUUAGGGAGGAUAAACAGAUCAUAGAAUAUUUUGGGCAGCUAGCUGCUGAUAAAUCAUAUUUUGCCAAAAAAUGCAACAGGGGCGGGCAAGAAAUCUUCUGCAUCCUGGAAGUUUUUCAAAAGAUGCAUGCUCUGGAAAUAAAACCAAAUGUAGUUACCUUCUCUGCCAUUAUUAAUGCUUGCAGCCGCUGUAAUUCAUUUGAAGAUGCUUCGAUGUUGUUGGAGGAACUUCGUUUGUUUGAUAAUCAGGUCUACGGCGUCGCACAUGGACUCCUGAGCCACAAGGAAAACAUCUGGGUCCAAGCUCAAUCCUUGUUUGAUGAAGUGAAGCAGAUGGACUCUGCUACUGCAUCUUCCUUUUAUAAUGCUCUAACAGACAUGCUGUGGAACUUUGGGCAGAAACGAGGGGCACAGCUGGUUGUGCUUGAAGGGAAACGGCACAACGUAUGGGAGAACAUGUGGUCUGAUUCUUGCUUGGAUUUGCACUUGAUGUCUUCUGGUGCUGCUCGGGCAAUCGUACAUUCUUGGUUGCUUAAUAUACGUUCUAUUGUGUUUGAGGGCCAGGAAUUGCCAAAAAUAUUAAGUAUAUUGACCGGUUGGGGCAAGCAUAGCAAAGUAGUUGGCGAUGGGGCACUACGGCGAACCAUUGAGGCACUCCUUCGUGGCAUGGGUGCGCCAUUUCGGGCUCCUAAGUGCAAUCUAGGGAGGUUUAUAUUAACGGGUGCGGUGGUGGGUGCUUGGUUAAAAGAAUCAGGCACACUGAAAGUUCUCGUUCUUCACGAUGACAGAAUUCUUCCAGGAAGCACAAGUGCUGAUCAAAUUCCUAACUUUCAGGCAGUCCCUUUGUAGUAGUUUGUCUAUUCGCAUGCUAAUUUCUGUGACCUCCCUGUCUAACAUGUUCUAUCAUUGUAAUUUGUGUUCUUGGAAAAUAGUUCUCUCCUCCUUUAGCAGUGUUUUGUGUAUUCAUGUCUCUCUGUAAUUUGUUGACAUCGAAAAAUUUAAGUAUUGACAUCCCUCUCUCUCUC
Malania oleifera is the source of this 2883-nucleotide messenger RNA. RefSeq names its product pentatricopeptide repeat-containing protein GUN1, chloroplastic. NCBI's taxonomy places the organism in Eukaryota, Viridiplantae, Streptophyta, Magnoliopsida, Santalales, Ximeniaceae. The record is from RefSeq and is a predicted model, not a curated record. Gene Ontology annotation, molecular function: protein binding. The transcript is spliced from 4 exons. Gene Ontology annotation, cellular component: chloroplast. Bases 101 to 2707 code for a protein of 868 amino acids.